AUGUCUCUGCCUUACCAGAAAGUCCUAUUAGUCGGAGCGACCUCGGGAAUCGGUGCAGCUCUAGCGGACAAACUUGUCGAGAAUGGCACUUUCGUCAUCGCUGCCGGUAGAAGAAAGGAGAACCUCGACAAGUUCGUUGCGAAGCACGGCGCGAACAAGGCUGCGGCAGCUGUCGUGGAUAUCCUCAAAUUGGAGUCGAUUCCGGAGUUUGCUUCGUCCAUAAUCAAUGAGCACCCUGAUCUUGAUUGUGUAUUUCUGAACGCCGGAGUUCAGCGAGGUAUCGAUUUCACCAAGCCUGAAAACGUCAGUUUGGACAUCAUUUAUGAUGAGCUUCUCGCAAAUUACCUCUCCCAUGUCCACUUGACCAAGGCCUUCCUCCCCCAUCUUUCAAAGCAAGACAAGCAGACCGCCUUACUUUACACCACAUCUCAGCUCGGCCUCAUUCCGAUGAAGCGGUGCCCCAACUACAGUGGCUCCAAGGCUGCUAUGCACGGCUUUAUUCUCGCACUCAGAUCCCAGCUCAAGGAUGCGUCUUCAAGGGUCAAGAUUGUUGAAGUUUACCCGCCUGCAGUACAGACGGAACUGCACGAUGCCAAGAAUCAGCCGGACUUGAAGAACGGCCAUGCUAUUGGCAUGCCGGUAGACGAAUUCGCCGAUGAAGUCUACCAGAGAUGGGUCAACGGAGAGGAACAGAUCCCAGUGGGAACCGCGAAACCCAUGUUUGACGCGUUUGAGAAUAAGAGACAGGAUUAUUAUGAGAGCUUUAACGCCGAGAUGGACAAGGUGUUGGUAGAUUUUACCGUUUGA
This is a messenger RNA of Colletotrichum abscissum, 807 nucleotides long. RefSeq lists its product as uncharacterized. Bases 1 to 807 code for a protein of 268 amino acids. The transcript has 2 exons. Gene Ontology annotation, molecular function: oxidoreductase activity. NCBI's taxonomy places the organism in Eukaryota, Fungi, Ascomycota, Sordariomycetes, Glomerellales, Glomerellaceae. The record is from RefSeq and is a predicted model, not a curated record.